Messenger RNA from Cavenderia fasciculata, 366 nucleotides. RefSeq lists its product as uncharacterized. Bases 1 to 366 code for a protein of 121 amino acids. NCBI's taxonomy places the organism in Eukaryota, Evosea, Eumycetozoa, Acytosteliales, Cavenderiaceae. The record is from RefSeq and is a predicted model, not a curated record. The transcript has a single exon.
AUGCCAAAUAUUUAUAUUUAUGAAGUAGAAUGUUUAGUACCAAGUGAAGUAGUUGGUAAAUGGGAUGAAUGGAUUCCAAAACAUAUUCAACAAAUACUUAAUCUUGAACAAGGACUCUUUAUAAAGGCUACUUUUAACAAGGUCACUCAAAACAUUGAAGGUUUGCCAGCUGAUCAUAGUCAAUAUGUCAUCCAAUACCAUACCGACAGUCAAGAGAAAAUCGAUCGUUACAUCAAAGAACAUGCACCAAAACUAAAACAAGGAACCACCGACGUCUUUGGUGACAAGUUAAAGACUAAACGUAAAAUCUACAAGGUUGAUCAAGAAUUCUUCCCUCAAAGUGGUCAAUUUGGUUAUGUAUUCUAA